GUGUUGAAAAGGCAGCAUUUCUUCCUGGUUCAGGAGACAUUCAGACGGAGCGUUGGCACACAGCUUCCUUGUCCACCAUGAAGAUCACUGUCGCUCUCGUAGCGUGUUGCCUUGCUGGGGUCACCGUUGGAUUUGUCUUUAAACCACCAUGCGAGAUACAGCAGCAUACAUGCUAUGAUAUGAGCGAGUGCCCACCGGGUACCCAGCCUUUGGCAUCCCUCUGCCUGAAUGACGCCCUAUGUUGUGUUGGAACUCCAACUCCACCCCCAUGUGGUAUACUGGUGACUCCACGUGUCCUCAACGGAGAUCCGGAUAGUCCCGUUGAGAACCCAUGGCUCGUCAAAGUCAUCGACACUGGUACUGGAGACCUAGUCUGUGGGGGUGUCCUCAUCGACAUGGCAUGGAUUGCCUUUGAUGCCUACUGCGCAACAAGUUGUGAAAAGGCUGGAGGCUGCCGUGUGUUGAUGGGGAACUACGAUGCUGCGGCAGAGGAAACACAGGAACAGCACAGGAACCUGACUGUGGUGCAUCUGCAGCCCGAUGUCCUCUUCAAAACAGCCGACCAAUACGAUUCACUUUUCAAUCUUAAUCCAGAGGUUGUUCUCAUCAACAACGUGGCCAUUGCACAACUUUCUGCUCCUAUAACUCCUUCUGACAGAAUCAAUCGUGUGUGUCCACCCUCAGAUGUGUACAAUGUGUUCCGAUCACCACGAAACUGCAAAGUAGCUGGCUUCGGAUAUACAGAUCAAGCAGAGACCACCAAUCCUCAGGUGUCCGGGGUCCGCCAGGUUGUUGAUGCCGUCAUCAUUGAUGAUAGCACCUGUGAGCACAUCCGAGGCACGCCUCAACCGCCCACAACACACUGCGGCGUUUUAACCAAGACGGACACGGGGAUUUGUCGCGGUGACAACGGAGGUGCUUUGGUCUGCCAGAACGACACUUCCAGCUUCUGGACAGCGGAGGGAAUCGUGUCCUACUACACCAACGGCAACGGCGCCUGCAGUGAUCAGCUUUUCAUCUUCACAGACAUUUACGGAGCGUGGGACUGGAUACAAGACACAAUUAACGGCGUUUAAGCCCAUUAUCGACACCACGAGCUUGAAUACACCACGUUCCCCAAUCACCCGUGAAGACAUUCGGCCACAAUGCUGUGGGGUGUUGACACGCAUAGUUUAAGUCAGCAACAUAAAUGAGGUCGUGUGUAACUGAGACUUUUUUGCAUAAGAUUUUUUUGUACCCUACUAUUGGCUGUUUUGUUCGAGCAGUAUGUUGAUCCAAAGGGCGUAGCAAAACGCUUUUUGUGAGUGUCGUGUAUGUAUCUGGAAGCUGAUUUGUCGGAACACGCUGUUGGUUAAAAUAGCUUUUUACCACAUCGCGGCCGUAUGUAUCAACGGGUGAUGUAGGGUAUGCUGUUGCUUUGAAAUAAAAUCUGCAUUUAUA
This is a messenger RNA of Haliotis rufescens (red abalone), 1440 nucleotides long. RefSeq names its product chymotrypsinogen A-like. Gene Ontology annotation, biological process: proteolysis. The coding region runs from base 78 to 1076 and encodes 332 amino acids. The record is from RefSeq and is a predicted model, not a curated record. The transcript has 8 exons. Gene Ontology annotation, molecular function: serine-type endopeptidase activity. Lineage: Eukaryota; Metazoa; Mollusca; Gastropoda; Lepetellida; Haliotidae.